Pipistrellus nathusii (Nathusius's pipistrelle) is the source of this 1725-nucleotide messenger RNA. NCBI's taxonomy places the organism in Eukaryota, Metazoa, Chordata, Mammalia, Chiroptera, Vespertilionidae. The record is from the annotation of a GenBank genome assembly.
AUGACAGGACACUGCUUUCUAUGCUGUUCACCAGACCUGAGGGCACCUGGGUCACAGGGACAGGAGGACACACGCCGGGAAGGUGGAGGCAAGCCCCUGGCUGCGGGGUCGGAGAAGGAAGGACCACCGCGGGGUCUAGCCCCUGCCACUCAGGAUGGCCCACGUGGGCAGCCGCCCUCCUCCUGCGCUGUCUCGGGAGAGAAGACACCCCCGCAGGCCCCCAACUGCCAGCCACCGGGCUCUGUCCACAAAGACAGAACUCUGGUCCCGCCCCGACCCCAGCCUCCGGGAGACGGGGGUUCCGUCCCCAGGAGAGAGGCCAAGGCGGGGAAGCGGUCCUUCUCUCCGAGCUGCGGGAAGCAGAAGUCUGCCGCCCCGGGUCCAGUUUCCACGUCACCGCCCCACGUCACCAACUCAGCCCGUGACCCCAACAACCCAGGGCCCUGUGGGUCAGGCAGGGGGCCCUGCCAUCUGGCCAACCUCCUCAGCACAUUGGCCCAGAACAGCCAAAACACAGACCAAAAGAAGCCCCUGGAAGCAACCUGCCAAGUUCGGAAAAAGACUCGAACCCUGUACCGCUCAGACCAGCUGGAGGAGCUGGAAAAGAUCUUCCAAGCUGACCACUACCCUGACAGUGACAAGCGCCGGGAGAUUGCCCAGACCGUGGGGGUCACCCCCCAGCGCAUCAUGGUGUGGUUCCAGAAUCGCCGGGCCAAGUGGCGGAAAGUGGAGAAACUGAAUGGGAAGAAGGACAAGGACAGCCCUGCAGGUCCAGCCCCCGCCAGCGGCCAGGACAGCUCUGCUGCUGAGCUGCCACCUGCUGUGCCCAUGGACCCGGAGCCUGGCGCCUUCCCUUCGGAGCCCCCUCUAGACAUCCUGCCGGAGCCCCCCAUGCUUCUGACAUCUGACCAGACUCUGGCUCCCACCCAGCCGAGCGAGGGGGCUCAGAGGGCGGCAGUGACCCCCCCACUCUUCAGCCCCCCGCCUGUCCGAAGGGCCAACCUUCCCUUCCCCCUCGGCCCUGUGCACACCCCCCAACUGAUGCCUCUGCUGAUGGACACAUUUGGCAGUGACAGCAGCCACAGAGAUGGCUCCUGUGGGACAAGGUAUGGAACCCAUGUCACCCCACCCCCCACCUGCUCAUACCUGGAGGAGCUGGAACCCCAGGACUACCAGCUGAGCAGCCAGCCGGGGCUGUUCCAGGUCCCCCAGGCUCCGCAGACCCAGCUUUUCCAACAGCCGCAGCCCCAGUUCUCCUACCUGCAUCCCUUCCCCUUCUCCGCGCCCAGCUCCCUGACGCCCCCGCUGCCUGAGGACGCUUUCUUCCCGCCGCCCUACGGCCCCGGAGGGGGCGCCUCGCAGGGCUACUUCCCAGCGCCCCCCGCAGGGCAGGUUCUGCUGCAGCCGCCCGCUGGGAGCAUGGGCACAGUGCCCUGGAAUGACCCUUGCUUGCCAGAACUGCCCUUCCCUGGUCCCUUCUGUUCCCAAGCUCUGGGGCACCCCUCAGGAGGGGAAGGCUACUUUUCCGAUCUGUUCCCGGCUCCCUAUGCUCACCCUGUGAGCAGGCAGCCUUCUCCAGGGCCCAGCCGGCUGCCUGACGGGGCCAGGCCAGGAGCUGGGCCUCUACCCAGCAAGGCCCCCAGUGAGCAGCCCAUGGCCAUUGUGGAGCAGCGCUUGGCACCUGAGAAGGCCCGAGAGGAAGACAAGAAUAGCCAUGACCCCUAG